AUGGAGAAUACAGAAGAAGACAAUCAAACAGUCAUCACUCAGUUCAUCCUCUUGGGAUUCAGGAACCUCCCUCAUCUGCACAUUUUUCUCUUCCUGCUGUUCCUAGUGAUCUACAUUUUGACCAUGGCUGGGAACCUCCUCAUCGUGGUGUUGGUGGUGGCCGAUCCGCACCUUCACACUCCCAUGUACUUCUUCCUGGGGAACCUGUCCUGUUUGGAGGUCUGUUACAGUUCCACCGUCCUGCCCCGGCUGCUGGCCGGGCUCCUGACGGGGGACAGAGCCAUCUCUGUGAGGGGCUGUAUUGUGCAAUUGUAUUUCUUUGGCUCCCUGGUACCGACAGAAUGCUCUCUUCUCGCCGCCAUGUCUUACGACCGGUAUUUAGCCAUCUGCAAACCCCUGCAUUAUGCCACCCUGAUGAAUGGCCGGCUUCUCCUCCAGCUUGCGGCUGGGUCUUGGCUAAGCGGCUUUCUGAACUGUACGUUAAUCAUCUGUUUUGUGUCCCGAUUCACCUUCUGUGGCCCCAAUGAAAUUGACCAUUUCUUUUGCGAUUUUCUCCCUGUGCUCAAACUCUCUUGCAAUGACAUCACACUCAUCACCUGGCUUAGUCUGCUCACCACGGCCGUAACUGCCCUUUUCCCGUUCCUGUUCACCUUGAUGUCCUACGUUUAUAUCAUCGGCACCAUCCUGAGAAUCCCGUCCACCAUUGGGAGGCAAAAGGCCUUCUCCACCUGCGCUUCCCACCUUCUAGUGGUUAUCAUUUUCUAUGGCACCAUUCUCAUUGUGUACAUGUUCCCAGACACCAGUAGGCUAAGAAACCUGAGCAAAACGUUCUCUGUCUUCUACACAGUCCUGACACCCCUGAUCAACCCUCUCAUCUACAGCUUGAGAAACAAGGAGGUCAAGGGGGCCUUGAGAAAAGUCGCCCAUAAAUGUAUGGUGCCCAUGUGA
Molecule: messenger RNA, 948 nt
Organism: Pelodiscus sinensis (Chinese soft-shelled turtle)
Lineage: Eukaryota; Metazoa; Chordata; Testudines; Trionychidae
Source: RefSeq, a predicted model, not a curated record